This is a messenger RNA of Babjeviella inositovora NRRL Y-12698, 540 nucleotides long. RefSeq lists its product as uncharacterized. The record is from RefSeq and is a predicted model, not a curated record. The transcript has 2 exons. The coding region runs from base 1 to 540 and encodes 179 amino acids. NCBI's taxonomy places the organism in Eukaryota, Fungi, Ascomycota, Pichiomycetes, Serinales.
AUGUCUGACCUUCAAUUCAAAGCCAAAGCUUUUUUAACCGAUAUGGACAGGGCCUUUGAAGGUAGCCACAUCUUCAGGCAGUUCGAGGACAAUACCGGGUUGCCAAAGUCGUACGGCGUGCUCGGGGGUGCGGGUGUCUAUUUGUUUAUCAUCUUCCUCAACGUUGGUGGCAUUGGACAAUUGCUCUCCAACAUUGCCGGUUUCGUCAUUCCGUGCUACUACUCCUUGCUUGCCUUGGAGACCAGAACCACCGCUGACGAUACCCAGUUAUUGACCUACUGGGUUGUGUUUGCGUUCUUGAAUGUCAUCGAGUUCUGGUCCAAGGCAAUCUUGUACUGGAUUCCGUUCUACUGGUUGUUCAAGACCAUUGCUUUGCUCUACCUUGCGUUGCCACAAUUCGGCGGUGCCACCCCAGUCUACAACACAUUUAUCAAGCCAUUCUCUGAGGCGUACAUCAUCCCAAGAAAGAGUGUCGCUAGUAACUUGGCUAAUACCGUGGAAGAGGUUGCCGAGGGUGUUUCCUCCGCUGUGGAGCACUAA